Molecule: messenger RNA, 1410 nt
Organism: Aspergillus affinis
Lineage: Eukaryota; Fungi; Ascomycota; Eurotiomycetes; Eurotiales; Aspergillaceae
Product: prephenate dehydrogenase (NADP(+))
Exons: 7
Coding region: 1-1410 (469 amino acids)
Biological process (GO): L-tyrosine biosynthetic process
Molecular function (GO): prephenate dehydrogenase (NAD+) activity; NAD+ binding; prephenate dehydrogenase (NADP+) activity
Source: RefSeq, a predicted model, not a curated record
AUGCGAGCGGGCCCAAGCGAGUGGCCGCCUGAGGCCACCAGAAUGCGAGCCCGUGACUUGACAGCCGCCGGUGGAGCCCGCCGGGGCAAGUCGGUCCGAGAGGCGUUCCUCGUGUGUACCUCGAGAAGAGAAGGAGAGUCAAUCUCAGUGUGUCCUGCGUGGGAUCCUGUCUUGAUUUCGCCGGACUGUCACUUGAUCUGGAUUGUUUUCUUGAAUACAGUGAACAGUCCCCUCUCUAUCAACUGUCGCAAAGCUUUCCUACCCAGUAUGGGGUUCACCAAGGAAAAUGCCAUGAUUGGCAUCAUUGGCAUGGGUGACAUGGGCAAAAUUGUAGAGGCUGGAGUUAUUGACAAGGUAGUGGCAGAAUAUGGCCCAUCUACCAAGGUCGGCGCCAUCGUUGGCGGCCAAACGUCCUGCAAAGCUCCUGAGCUGUCCGCCUUCGACAAGCAUCUUCCCUCAGAUGUAGAAAUUGUAUCGUGCCAUUCGCUGCAUGGGCCCAAAGUCAACCCCAAGGGUCAACCUCUGGUCCUCAUCAAGCAUCGUGCGUCGGACGAGAGUCUCCGGUUCGUGGAGACCGUCCUGUCGUGUUUCGGAUCCGAAUAUGUCUACCUGACUGGUGAACUGCAUGAUCGCAUUACUGCGGACACCCAGGCGGUUACCCAUGCUGCCUUCCUUAGCAUGGGAACUGCAUGGCAAGCUAACAAGCAGUUUCCUUGGGAGAUUUCGCGUUGGGUAGGAGGUAUCGAGAACGUCAAGAUUAACAUCACCCUCCGCAUCUACGCAAACAAGUGGCACGUUUACGCCGGCCUGGCCAUUCUGAACCCGGCGGCUAAGACGCAAAUCCGCCAGUAUGCGGAAUCUGUGACAGAUCUUUACAAGCUUAUGAUUGAGGGCCGCCGAGACGAACUUAAGCGUCGAGUUAGAGAUGCCGGGGCAGCUGUUUUCAGAGCAGGCACCGAAGGCCAAGAUCUUUUGCUGAAGGAUGAGGUUUUGGACCGUUUCUCUCUCUCAAACCGGCCACGUGAAGAGACGCCUCCGAACAAUCACUUGAGUCUGUUGGCGAUUGUUGAUUGUUGGUCCAAGUUGGGCAUCGUCCCUUACGACCACAUGAUUUGCUCCACCCCUCUCUUCCGUUUGUGGCUGGGUGUUACAGAAUAUCUGUUCCGGAAUCCCGAACUCCUUGACAAUGCGAUCGAUACUGCCAUUGAUGACAAGACGUUCCGUUCCGAUGACUUGGAAUUCACCUUUGCGGCCAGGGCUUGGUCCGACUGCGUCUCAUUCGGUGAUUUCGAAUCCUACCGCGAUCGAUUCGAGCGUAUCCAGAAAUACUUUGCUCCUCGAUUCCCCGAGGCCAGCAAGCUCGGCAACGAAAUGAUGAAGACCAUCCUUGAGAAGACCGGACAUUCAUGA